Messenger RNA from Funneliformis caledonium, 1353 nucleotides. Lineage: Eukaryota; Fungi; Glomeromycota; Glomeromycetes; Glomerales; Glomeraceae. The record is from the annotation of a GenBank genome assembly.
AUGAAGAUUGAAUUCUCAACGAGAGAUGUACUGAUACGAAAUGUUGGUAAUUAUGAUGUGAAGAUUUAUGUUGGUCAAGGAGAAUGUUCAAAAAUGUUUUGGGCACAUACGGUUAUUUUGCGUACUCGUUGUGAGUACUUUAAAAUAGCUUUGUCCAACACAUGGGCUACACAAGAAGAUGGGUUGACUGUCUUCGUAAAGCCAAACAUUCACCCAACGCUUUGUUUCGUUGAAGAAGAUGAAGGGCCGGAUGUAUACGAUCUGUUGUUCGCUUGUGAUGAAUUGAUGUUGCAUGAACUAGCGGAACAUAUUCAAGAAUAUCUUAUUCAGCGUAAACCCGAAUGGAUGAAUGAAAACCUAGUGACAAUCCUUCGAUCAACUUGGUUGAUCCCUACGUGUACUGCGAUUAAACAAUUUUGUGUCGAAAAGAUUUGUGAUGAUCCCUGGUUAUUAUUUGCGUCAGAUCAAUUUUAUCGUGUUGAAGAAGAAAUAUUGAUAGCUAUACUUCAGCGAGAAGAUUUAAACCUCCCAGAAGUGUACAUAUGGAAUAAUGUAAUAAAAUGGGCUACAGCUCAAUUGGAUGUAGAAUUAGAUACUGAUGUAUCAAAAUGGAAUUUAGAAGGUUUCGUUUUAUUGAAAGGAAAGAUGAAUAGAUGCCUUCCUUAUAUAAGGUUGAAUAAUAUUGAUAUGGAAGAAUACUAUCGUAAUGUUCGACCUUUUAAGAACAUCUUCUCAAAAGAAAUGCAAGAGAGAAUUGAAGAAUACUAUUUUACUGGUAGAAAAUUGGAUAUAUUUUAUAAUCCUAGAUUACCGUUUAUUAUUGACUCCUGUCUGAUAAAGUAUGAACAUGCGGCACUUAUCUCUCAUUGGAUUAAUCGAGGAGAAGGAAAGGUGGCAACGAGAGAAAAGAAUCCAUUCAAUUUUAGGUUGUUGAUACGUGGGAGUGAUCAUGGAUUUUGUGGUGAAGUCUACGAUCGAAUCAGAUUUGAAUAUCCCGCCUUAUUAGUUUUAAUACUGACUGAAACCGACGAAAUGAUUGGAGGUUAUCAAAGAAUAAAUAGUAAUUAUUGGAGAAUGUUUGGAUAUGAUUAUGAUCGGGAAAGUUUUUUGUUUCGUAUUAACCGUGGGAAUGUUAAAAGAUCCGUGAUUAGUCGCGUUGUACAUCCUACACACGCUGUAUACAAUCAAUCAGGAUGGGGGCCAUGUUUUGGAGAAGGAGAUUUGUGGUUAAAACGUCAUUUUCGUGAUCCCACAGAAUGCGUUUGCAAGAAAGCUUCUUAUGAAGCUCGGAUUGCACAUGAUGAAUCUUUCAUAGUAAGAGAGUAUGAAAUAUUCGAAGUCACACCUGCCUGA